Prunus armeniaca (apricot) is the source of this 282-nucleotide messenger RNA. The record is from the annotation of a GenBank genome assembly. NCBI's taxonomy places the organism in Eukaryota, Viridiplantae, Streptophyta, Magnoliopsida, Rosales, Rosaceae.
AUGGGUAUGGGAGCUGGGGUUCUGUGGGAGUGGGGUAGAAAAAACCAUAGGAAGGGGACGAUGGGUCUCGAUGGGGAAAUGGGGGAGGUGAAGAAAUCAGUGGGGGGAAGGGGUGGGUUGCGGGGAGAGGAAUGGGUUGUGGGUUGUGGAUUGUGGGUUGGGGGGAGGGAGGAGGACAGAGAAGAAAGGGAUGGAUUUGGUGCGAGGGAGAAGAGUUUGAGCUGGAUGGUGUCAUGGGAUGAAAGAGCUGAAGAAGGAGCUGCCAUUGCCAUGAAGGACUAA